This is a messenger RNA of Plutella xylostella (diamondback moth), 364 nucleotides long. RefSeq lists its product as uncharacterized. The record is from RefSeq and is a predicted model, not a curated record. NCBI's taxonomy places the organism in Eukaryota, Metazoa, Arthropoda, Insecta, Lepidoptera, Plutellidae.
ACGAUGCGGGUAAACAGUUAUUCAUUCUGUUAUCUAUUAGACGUUGGAAUAGUCUGCAAUGAAUUGGAUUGUGUUAUUUUUUACUUUAGGAGUAGUUUUAGCAGAUCCUAAUAGAAAUGAAUAUAAAUCUUACAAAAAUUUCAAAGUUUUUGAUGUUACAGGAAACAAUUUGGAAGCUUUAAGGGAUUUCAGAAAUCAUAUCGAAACAGAAGAGGCUGAUGGCGAUGACAAGAGCGUGUUCGUGGUGGGCGGGCGGGGCCGGCUGCAGGUGCUGCUUCACGAGGCGCGGCUGGAGACCUUCCACGCCGCCCUGCAGCAGCACAACCUCACCGCCACGCUCGUUUACGAAGACUUUUCGGAGUAA